AUGCCCCGGCACCCCGUUCGUCCGAAGGAGAAGCCCGGCAAUUACCAAAGCCAUGGAAUCCGCUACAGCGAGAUCAGUUCCUUGAAUAUCCACCUCGACAAUGAACCCGAAACGCGCACUAUCAAAAGGUGGAAACCAGGCUCUAAGCUGACGUUCAACGGAGACCCCGCGAGCUUUCCGAAUAGAUGGGCCUACCAAAAGGCCAUGGAGGCCCUCACGCACGCCGCCGAGCAAUGGAACGCCAUUGGUCUAAGCGUGACGUUCAAGAAAGUCAGAGACGGAAGGACGGCCGUCUUUUCCCUCGUUUACAUCCCCGACGAUGGUCAUGAAUGGGGCUCCGAUCGGUGUCUCCUUGCCCAGUCCUUCUUCCCAGCCGAUUGGACUAGUCCGAAUACCGCUUUGUACGUGUACCAGGUGGCCCUCAGUCGCCCGUACUGCGAUAAUCUUGCCGCCGUUUUCUGCCACGAGCUCGGUCACCUGCUCGGCCUCCGACACGAAGACGCUGAUACCGAUGAACAUGGCCACCCUUGCGUCCCUUUCGGCUGUCCGGUCACGGCCUCCGUCGACUUUGGGCCCCACGAAGGCGGCUCGGAAGCCCGAGGCCAAGGUACACCCACGGAUUCAGUGUAA
Parascedosporium putredinis is the source of this 630-nucleotide messenger RNA. NCBI's taxonomy places the organism in Eukaryota, Fungi, Ascomycota, Sordariomycetes, Microascales, Microascaceae. The record is from the annotation of a GenBank genome assembly.